AUGCCGCUGACAAGAGGGCACGUCCUGGUGAUUCCGAGGCGGCAUUUUCGGAAUCUGGGGGAGGUGAAUCUUGGGAAAUGGCUUCCUAUCAUCUCUAGGGUAGUCGUGAGAACAAUUCUAGGCACAGAACCUGAUGAACGUGGUGACGACCCAGCACACUGGAAUGUAGUACAGAAUAACGGCCUCCGAGCGGCGCAAACAGUUCCUCAUGCGCAUUUCCAUAUCAUCCCCAGGCCACCACUGGAAAAGAUCACGCCCUCAAAAAUGAGCUGGGUGAUGUUUGGUCGAGGUCAACGCGAUGAACUCGAAGACGACGAAGGGCAGAAACUAGCCACCCAGUUGAGGGCAGAACUCGCGAAGGAGGUUGCGAAGAUCAAGGAGACAGAUGGCGUCGACCUUGAUGAGGAUUGCUUCGAGGAAGGAUUUUCCUCAUCUCGACUCGGGAAACUAUGA
Messenger RNA from Uncinocarpus reesii 1704, 453 nucleotides. RefSeq lists its product as uncharacterized. Lineage: Eukaryota; Fungi; Ascomycota; Eurotiomycetes; Onygenales; Onygenaceae. The record is from RefSeq and is a predicted model, not a curated record. The coding region runs from base 1 to 453 and encodes 150 amino acids. Gene Ontology annotation, biological process: nucleotide metabolic process. The transcript has 3 exons. Gene Ontology annotation, molecular function: catalytic activity.